Messenger RNA from Diceros bicornis minor, 444 nucleotides. RefSeq names its product transthyretin (gene TTR). NCBI's taxonomy places the organism in Eukaryota, Metazoa, Chordata, Mammalia, Perissodactyla, Rhinocerotidae. The transcript is spliced from 4 exons. Gene Ontology annotation, biological process: purine nucleobase metabolic process. Gene Ontology annotation, molecular function: thyroid hormone binding. The record is from RefSeq and is a predicted model, not a curated record. The coding region runs from base 1 to 444 and encodes 147 amino acids.
AUGGCUUCUCAUCGUCUGCUCCUCCUUUGCCUCGCUGGACUGGUAUUUGUGUCUGAGGCUGGCCCUCCGGGCACUGGUGAAUCCAAAUGUCCUCUGAUGGUCAAAGUCCUAGAUGCCGUCCGAGGCAGUCCUGCUGUCAACGUGGCUGUGAAAGUGUUCAAAAAGGCUGCUGAUGAGACCUGGGAACCGUUUGCCUCUGGAAAAACCGUUGAAUCUGGAGAGCUUCAUGGGCUCACAACUGAAGAGAAAUUUGUUGAAGGGAUAUAUAAAGUGGAAUUAGACACCAAAUCCUACUGGCAGUCAGUUGGCAUUUCCCCGUUCCAUGAAUAUGCAGAGGUGGUGUUCACAGCGAACGACUCUGGCCCCCGGCACUACACCAUCGCUGCUCUGCUCAGCCCCUACUCUUACUCCACCACAGCCAUCGUCAGCAACCCCAAGGAAUGA